Molecule: messenger RNA, 2354 nt
Organism: Stegastes partitus (bicolor damselfish)
Lineage: Eukaryota; Metazoa; Chordata; Actinopteri; Pomacentridae
Gene: nherf4b
Product: NHERF family PDZ scaffold protein 4b
Exons: 10
Coding region: 1-1545 (514 amino acids)
Biological process (GO): protein localization to plasma membrane
Cellular component (GO): apical plasma membrane
Molecular function (GO): protein-membrane adaptor activity; protein binding
Source: RefSeq, a predicted model, not a curated record
AUGGCGCUUCAGCCGAUAGUCAAAGUCAGCAGUUGUGCGAUCCGAGGCUCAGACACCAGUCGCACUGUCGAGCUGAUCCCUCACAGGAAGUUUACAUUUAAUCCUAAAGAGGGAAUAGACAACCCAGUGAUGGUCAUCACAGACGACUCUGUGUCAACACCCACCCCACGCCUGUGUGUUCUGAAACGAGAGGAAGGGGAGUCCUAUGGCUUCCAUCUGCGGGUGGAGCAGGACUGCCAAGGACACAUAAUCAGAAAUGUGGUGUCAGGAGGGGUAGCAGAGCGUCACGGCCUUCGCGAUGGAGACAAACUUCUGGAAGUCAACGACAGCUUUAUUGAUGAUGCUCCUCACUCUGAGGUGGCGAGAAAGAUCAAGCUAAGUGGAAACCAGUUAUGUUUGUUAGUGUUGAGUGAGGAGGAGUACGAUCAGGCUGUGUCCCAAGGUCAGGACCUCCGAGCUCUGGUCAGAACUCACAAGGACGAUGACUGUAAACCACCCAGACUCUGCCACAUCAGCAGGGAUCCUGCCUCCGGCAUGGGCAUCAGCUUUACACCCUUGGAAGGAGUGAAAGGUCGCUUCUCCGUGAGCCUGGUGGCAGGAGGAGCAGCAGAGAAGGCCGGCGUCUGUAAAGGAGAUCGCCUGGUGUGGAUGAAUGGAGCCACGGUGUCCGAUCUCACACACUCUGCACUCAGCAGGAUGAUGAAAAAAUGUGGCCACCAAAUCACCAUUCUGGUGGUUGACAGUGAGAGUGAGCAGAAGUACAUCCAGAGGAGGAUGCCCAUCCUCCCCACCAUCGCUGUUCCACGCAGCCUGCCAUACAGAGCCAGAAAGCUCCAGCUGGUCUCUGGGUCUGAGGGCUACGGCUUCCUCCUGCGACUGGAGAAGUCGCCAUCAGGACGCACAUUUCAUGUUCUGCGUGACAUGGACAAAGGAGGUCCAGCAGAGAAAGCGGGGAUGCGGGACGGAGAGCUGCUGCUGGAGGUCAACGGCGAGUUGGUGGAGUCACUGACGCAUGAGGAGAUUGUGGACAGAGUGAGGCUGAGUGGACAGCAGGUGUCCCUCACCACCAUCACUCCCCACGGGCUGGAGUUUUAUACCCGGCUGGGUCUGUCUCCUCUUCUGUACUGUGAGGAUGCGGCUGCUGAGGAAGAGAAGGAGAGCAGUGUGCCGGUCUCUGCAGCAGAACCACCAAAGGAGAUGGAUGGUUCAGGCAGGACUAGACUCUGCUCUAUCCAAAAGGGCACUCUGGGCUUUGGCUUCAACCUGGGUUGUCUCCCAGAAAGUCCUGGAACUUUCAUCAGUCAGGUGGCUGUUGAUGGUCCUGGGGAGCGUGCUGGACUAGUUGUUGGUGAUGUAGUGAUGGAAGUCAAUGGACAAAAUGUGGAGAAGAAAGAUCUGGAAGAUGUGAUCAUGCUUGUGAAAGAAGGAGGAUGUUCUCUGUCAUUACUAGUCAUGGAUAAGACACACAAUAAGAAGACGAAAGAGACCGACUCGCCUGCUACAGACGUCACCGACACAGAGGAUUACGAGAUAACGUUUUUGUGAGCGGCAAGAUGCUGAAUCCUGACGUCAUUCUCUGGCACCGUCUGCCCGCUGAAGAGAUUUUAAACUGAGCUGAACAAGAGAAAAAUGCAUCUAAUAUCACUAUUAGACAGGAGUAAGUUACCUCGACCCAAGCCGAGGGUUUCACACAGGAACCCAAACAACAAAACAGAUAAAAUAAGCUGAAUGUAAAUCAGAUUUUGAAUGAGUUUAACAACAGUGUAUUGAUGGUAAAAUGAUAACGCCAUUGUCUUCAGUAUUAUACGCUUCUUUUAGUGUUAGCCAACAAUUACAACACCUGACCUCACUUGUAAAAUAUAAUAAUUUCAUUAAAGUACGAGGACAUAAAACACUCCACAGCCUAAAUGACCCUGAGCUCAGAACUGACUGGAUGAGACGAAUCACACAUCCAGAGACAUGAGCUGUCCUCCUCUCUCUGACUUGUACAACACAUCUAUGAAAGGCCCUUUAAAAACUAGGCAAGUGUUGAUUGUAUUGUUUUCUGAAGCUCUUGUGUCAACAUUACGUAUAAGAGGCCUGUUCUUGCUCAGAGUGCAUGUUUAUCGAUACAGAAGCCGACUGCAGCGCUUCGUUUCUUUGCUGUUUGAGAUUUUAAAGAGUAAAAUAGUAAGACAGGAAAAAGAACCCAAAGCAAAGAUAUAGUGAUGUGUACAAUAAUGUUUAUGUAACUUAUGUGACCAAGUCUGUUUGUAAUUGACAUGAAAUACACGAGAUGAACUUUUAUUACUGUCCUCCAAAGUUUUGAUUAAUGAUCUGUCCUCAAUCUAAUAAAAUAAACUAUGAAUAAAUAA